Harpia harpyja (harpy eagle) is the source of this 4462-nucleotide messenger RNA. It is a transcript of the gene DIRAS2, whose product is annotated as DIRAS family GTPase 2. Gene Ontology annotation, molecular function: GDP binding; GTP binding; GTPase activity. The transcript has 2 exons. Gene Ontology annotation, cellular component: plasma membrane. The record is from RefSeq and is a predicted model, not a curated record. Bases 401 to 1000 code for a protein of 199 amino acids. Gene Ontology annotation, biological process: signal transduction. Lineage: Eukaryota; Metazoa; Chordata; Aves; Accipitriformes; Accipitridae.
GCUGAGCUUUGCAGUCGCCAUUUAGGCGGUAGCACCAGCAGAGGCUGGAGUCAGCCGACAUCCGUAAAAGCAGAAAGAAAGAGAGACGCUGCGACCGAGCCAGCAGAAGCAUUAGCCGCGGCCCGGGCAGAGGGGAGAAAGCGGGAGGGGAGCAGGAGCAGGAGCGGGAGCAGCGCUAGCCGCCGGAGCGGCGAGGCUCCGAGCCCAGGCAGAGCGCGGGGGAGCAGCCGGCGCCGGAGCUGCAGCCCCUGGGCUGAGGCAGGGGCUCCUCUCUGGUGGAGGAAACCCAGGGCAGAGGGGGCGAACAGCUGGUGCGAUGACAGGCAGAAACUGAAGAGCAUUCGGAGGUUGCUGUUCCGGCGCAGGUUUUCCUCUCUGAGCGACAGACACACUGAGAAACAUGCCUGAGCAAAGCAAUGAUUACAGGGUUGUCGUGUUUGGAGCUGGAGGAGUAGGCAAAAGCUCUUUGGUCUUGAGAUUUGUGAAGGGCACUUUCAGAGAGAGCUACAUCCCUACCAUUGAAGACACCUAUCGGCAGGUGAUCAGCUGUGAUAAGAGCAUAUGCACUUUGCAGAUAACAGACACUACAGGGAGCCAUCAAUUUCCAGCCAUGCAACGUCUUUCUAUUUCUAAAGGACAUGCAUUCAUUUUGGUUUACUCUAUCACCAGCCGACAGUCCCUGGAGGAACUCAAACCGAUCUAUGAACAAAUAUGUCAGAUUAAAGGAGACGUAGAAAGCAUUCCAAUAAUGCUGGUGGGGAACAAAAAUGAUGAGAACCAAAACCGAGAGGUGGACAGCAGUGAAGGAGAAGCUAUGGCUAAGAAGUGGAAAUGUGCCUUCAUGGAGACCUCGGCCAAGCUGAACCACAACGUGAAAGAGUUAUUCCAAGAAUUACUAAACCUAGAGAAACGCAGGACUGUGAGUUUACAAAUUGAUGGCAAAAAAAGCAAGCAGCAGAAAAGGAAAGAGAAGCUGAAAGGCAAAUGUGUGGUCAUGUGAAAUUGCAUGGCUAGAAGUCAGUCAUGCAGUCUCAUCUGUCUGACAAUACGCAUGUAAAACCUAUAGACAGCAAACAACCAUGCAAGACCCUACUUAUUAGUAUCUGUUUUAAAAGAAAUAUUUGGAAUUUGAAAAAAUUAGUCACUAUGAAAAAAGCCAACAAUUAAAAAAUCAUGUACUCUAGCUAUCAGUGAAAAAAAUCAGGAGGUAAAAGAUGGAUCAAGAUAUCUAAUUUUGUAAUUUGCAGAAGAAAAGAAAUUUCAUCCUCAGCAUAAUGUUGAAGAUUUGGAAAUCAACUUCAUAUUAUUUACAUUUACAUAUAACUGCAAGAAAAGGCAAUGUAUAAUGUUAGAAGAAAAACAAAGAAAUGGCCAUGAAGAAACCUAGAACAUAUAAAUGCAUGCUGGGUGGCGUUAUCACGUCCUUUAAGAAUGCUGUGGAUAAACAAUUCUGUGCAAUUUUCAUUACUGACUGUUGGGGCAGUGUGCAUAAGGUAGUCUCAGAUCUGCCAAAUAAACAAACUGUUUCACACUAAAAAGAAGUGUGGGGGUAGCACAGUUAAAAGGAACAGAUAUUCUCUCUACCCCCCAGCAUGAGAUUUCUUUCUAGUAUGAUGUGGUGUUUGAACUGAGGGAUGAGGAAAAGCCAGCCCCUGCAGGAGAGAUGGAGAUCAUCUCUUUUUCUGGACCCAUCACUCCAAGAAUGACCUGUGCUUCUGGCCACAAUGUAUUUCAGAAGAGCAAAUGUUUGCCUGUGGAGAAUGUCAGAUUGUAUAAAAAUCGUGUACAUAUACAAACAGAAAGCUUCCCCAGGGAGGAUUGGCCGGGGAGUCCCCUACAAAAGCCUCUAUGGGAAAGGUUCGGUUCAAAUGCUGCUGAUGGUUAAAUUAACACAUAGUGUGACUAGUGAAUGAAUGGAAGGUCUACUGAACUGGUGGUACCCUUGGAGAGGGGUUGGUGCAGUAUAUAAAGUUUUUAUUCAAAUUACCAGAUUAGCUGAGUGAAACUUCUUUACAUUACUAUAUUCCAAUUAGAAUGUUUUUGCAUUUGUGCACUACUAGAUCUAUUGCCUUUAUAUUGUCUGAAGGGUUUUAUAUUUACCAUUUAAACUCAUUAUUUGAACUGCUGUGACUAUUUAUAGAACCAAAUCCUAUAUCUGGAGUUAGGGCCCACAGGAUUCUCCAGGAGAAGAUUUGCUGGGAUAAGUACUACGGGAUUUGGCAUAUUAAGAGUUCCAGUCAGUACUGUGUUACAAUGCAAUACAAAGUUCAGAAUAGAAAAAAAAUGGUUUAAACCACUCUGUCAGGGGGAACUGCUCUUCUCAAAAUCUUUCAAAGGGGAAAAAGUGUACAAUAUGUGAACUUUUCUGGAUCUCUCUCCAAAGCUUUUUUAAAAACUAAUAUGAAUGAGUAAAUUAUGUAUCCUACUGGUAACAAAGACCAUCUAAGGUAAAAGAAGCACAUACAUUUUCUAAAGGACACAUCAAAAUUCCAUAAGCUACAAUUUGCACCUUAGGAACUGCUUUGAAAUAAUAAAAACAAACGAAUAUAUUUUUGGUAAAUGUUUAUGUGAAAAUCAUAGUAUGGGAAAUUUCAGUUGAGUACUAGUAUUAUUAGUAUGCAUGCUGUUGCAUUAUAAAUAUCUUCUAGGAGCUGUUCAAAUGCAGUAUUUGCAUUUAAAAUUAUUACUUUAUUCCUCUCGGAGUUAUUGCUUGUUUACUUUCCACCUUUCAAACAAAAGUGCAGACAUUUCACAGGUAGAGGGAUAGUAUACAUUUCUUUGAGCAAGAAUAGCUGUUAGCACUGUCUAGAAAGGAGCACAACUUUUCUCAUUCACUCAGAAGAAAUUCUGGCACCAUUUAAAUCAAGUAAAACUCCUACUGAUUUCAAAGAAGACAGAAUUUUGUGUGUUUACUUCAUUGCAUUACAAGAGAAAAUUGGAGAGAGCAUGAAAAAAAGCUAACAAUAAAUUCCUGGCUAUUACACUAUGCUUUUUCUCCAUAAAUGUCAAAACACUUUACAAAAAGAACAGCAUCAUUAUCUUAACUUCUCAGGUGGUGAAACUGAGGCACAAAGAGAGCAAAAAACUGCACGUAGGUUACCCAGCAGGCUACUGGCAGACCCAGGAACAAAAGCAGAUCUCCUCAGUCCCAGUCCAGUGCUUGCUCUGUGUUUGGUCAGACUGUCUCUUCACAUUCUUAAAUAGUUUCUAAAACACAUAAAGAAACCUGGUGUGGCUUAUACAGCUAAGUGCAUCUCUUGUCAGUCUGUCAAUAGGUCAAAGAGUAUUUCCAGAUCAGGGAUGCAAAACAUUUAAAAGCACUACGUUUAGUAAGACUUUUAUAAGUGUUUAUAUAUCUACUCUGUUUGUAAACAAAUGGCUGACAAUACUAAUCUUAGAUUCCCCUAACAAAACUGGAAAAUCAAAAGAAUGAUCACACUUAAGAAGUAACAGGUCACAUACAGAGUUCAGCAAGACAGAGGUCUCCUGCUGAUGCUAACACACUGGUGCCAAAGGUCAUGAUGCAUGGUACACACCUAAGCAGCCAGCAUGGAAUAAUGGUAUAAACUCAAAGAAAAAAAGGCCAUAUAAAGACAAAAAUCCUUUUAACAUUAUUACUUUAACUGGGGGAAUUAUUUACAUAGUAAAGAAUCUUGCAGAAGUAGAAUAUAGGGGAUCUGAAUUACUCAAAAAGUUAUGACUCCAAGGAUAUUACAGGCUGAAAUUUGGCCUUGGACUUUUUAGUAUGUGCCUCAUAGCAAAAAAAAGAGUAAUUGUAUGGCAAAGGUGGAAAUUAAACAAGUAGCUGCCAGUUGUUGGGCUUGAGGACCAUUUCCAUUAAUUCUCGGUUGAUUCCUCACCUGCUAUAUAAUAAGCCAUGAAUUAUUUCAUGGACUUGCAUGUAUCAAAGCAAGGCCAGUACAGAAGCAAUAUUACUCUUGGACCACAGACUCGAAAGAGAACAUAUUUUAUAUGCUUGCAUUGUCACCCUGGUUUAUACUACUAGGUUUUACAUAUCUUACUUGUGAGCUGGUUUAAAUCAUUUGUUUUGCUAUUACUUAUACAAUUUUUUUUUUUUUAAUACAGGGAAAAAACUGUACGCUAAAUAAAGAAAAUAUACAGCUUUAUUACAUUUUGUGUUUUAUUUGGGAAUGUGAUAUCAGUAUAAUAAACUCUUUAAAAUGUACAGAAAAAUAUGACACAGUUAAGAUGUGUAAGAUCUACAGUGAAUUUUAGCACCCAGAAAACAUGAUCUAGACAAAAUGACUCUUUACAACGCAUGACUUUUAUAUGUAUAUAUGAAAUACUAAGAUACAUAGUUAUCACGAAAAUGUGUUGUUGAGAUUUCAUUAGCAAAUAUUUUAUUAAAAAACUCUGGAUAUGAAGUCAUUUGUGACUAUAAGUUUCUAUGUUUCUGGUGAUGUUCUGAACAUACAAAAUAAAGUUUUAAAUGGAAACACAA